AUCGAUUUUUUUUCUUGCUCUUCCUCAGCCCAUCACCAUCACCGGUUCACUACUCCCACCCACCUUUCCUUCACACAAAAAAAAAUGGAAGACAUCUUUGACGGCGCUAUCGGUAUCGAUCUUGGUACCACAUACUCAUGUGUCGGUGUCUGGCAAAAUGAUCGUGUUGAAAUCAUCGCCAACGACCAGGGUAACCGGACGACCCCAUCUUAUGUCGCGUUCUCUUCGGAAGAGCGCUUGAUCGGUGAUGCUGCCAAAAAUCAAGCAGCCAUGAACCCCCGCAAUACUGUCUUUGAUGCCAAGCGUCUCAUUGGUCGUCGAUUCGAUGACCCCGAUGUCAAGAAGGACAUGGUUCACUGGCCGUUUGAAGUUGUUGAAAAAGAAGGAUCGCCUUUGAUCAAGGUUAACUACCUUGGCGAAGAAAAAACUUUCAGCCCACAGGAAGUCUCUUCCAUGGUUCUCACUAAAAUGAAAGAAAUCUCUGAGGCUAAACUUGGUAAAACCGUGAAAAAAGCAGUUGUAACGGUCCCCGCUUACUUUAACGACUCGCAACGUCUGGCCACCAAGGAUGCUGGUGCUAUUUCUGGUCUGGAUGUUCUUCGUAUCAUCAACGAGCCUACAGCUGCUGCCAUUGCUUACGGUCUUGACCGUCAAUCAAAAGCUGAGAAGAACGUCCUUAUUUUCGAUCUUGGUGGAGGAACUUUCGAUGUUUCGCUGCUCAACAUCAGCGGUGGUGUAUUCGCUGUGAAAGCUACUGCCGGUGACACCCAUUUGGGUGGUGAAGAUUUCGAUAACACCCUUUUGGAGCACUUCAAGAACGAGUUCAAGAAAAAGACCAAACACGAUAUCUCAGAAGACCCCCGUGCUCUCAGACGUCUAAGGAGUGCUUGCGAGCGUGCCAAGCGUACUCUCUCUAGUGUCACCCAAACGACUGUUGAGGUUGACUCUUUAUACCAGGGCGAAGACUUCUCUGCCAACAUCACCCGUGCUCGUUUCGAGGAGAUCAACGCAGUUAUGUUCAAAUCGACUCUCGAGCCCGUAGAGAAAGUCCUCAAAGACGCCAAAAUGCCCCGUGAGAAGGUUGACGAUAUCGUCUUGGUCGGUGGUUCUACUCGUAUCCCCAAGAUCCAGGCUCUCGUUUCAGAGUACUUCGGUGGCCGUCAGCUGAACAAGUCCAUCAACCCUGAUGAGGCCGUUGCUUACGGUGCUGCUGUUCAGGCUGCUGUCCUCACUGGUCAGACUUCCGAAAAGACCCAGGACCUCCUCCUUCUCGAUGUUGCUCCUUUGUCUCUUGGUGUUGCCAUGCAGGGUGACGUUUUCGGUGUUGUCGUUCCCCGUAACACUCCUAUCCCCACCAACAAGUCACGGACAUUCACCACCGUGGAGGACAACCAAACAACCGUCACCUUCCCUGUCUACGAGGGAGAGCGUACCCAGUGCCGUGACAAUCGUCUCCUCGGCGAGUUCGAGCUUAACGGCAUUCCUCCUAUGCCCCGCGGACAGGCUGAGUUGGUCACCACAUUCGAGGUUGACGCCAACGGUCUUUUGAAGGUAUCUGCCCAAGAUCGCGCAUCUGGCCGCAAGGCAUCCAUCAGCAUCACCAACUCUGUUGGCCGUCUGUCAUCUGCCGAGAUUGACCAGAUGAUCAAGGAUGCUGAGCAAUUCAAGCAGGCUGACAAGGAGUUCUCCGCCCGCCAUGAGGCCAAAUCUGACUUGGAAGCAUACAUUCACCAAGUCGAGGGUACCAUCACGUCUCCGGAGAUCGGCAUGAAGCUCAAGCGCGGAGCCAAGUCUCAAGUUGAGGCUGAGCUUGCACGUGCACUUGAAAAACUUGAGAUCGAAGAUUCGAGCGCUGACGAACUGAGGAAAGCUCAGCUUGGCAUCAAGCGCGCACUCCAAAAAGCAACUGCUGGUCUCCGGUGAUUUGUGGAAGAGAGACGCAGUAGAAUAUCACGCUGUUGUUGUCUUGUUGUCCCUUUCAUAGUUUGCUCUUUCAUUUUGCAUAUCCAUCCCUAAAACUUGAAGUCGAGUCAUUUCUGGUUGCAACGAAGGCAUCAGGCUACCGUCUUCCAGACUCGUAAGUAAUAGUGUCCAAAUUGUAGAGAUAUAGACGAUGCAACACGAAUAGUUAUGAUCAUAAUCAUGAUGGAUGCAAAGAUAUGCUACAGGUCAUUACGAGUCAGACGAAAUUGCUUUGUGAAUCCGUAACCCUACUUCAAGAAUCCAGAGUUCUUCGUCGGC
This is a messenger RNA of Serpula lacrymans var. lacrymans S7.9, 2241 nucleotides long. RefSeq lists its product as uncharacterized. NCBI's taxonomy places the organism in Eukaryota, Fungi, Basidiomycota, Agaricomycetes, Boletales, Serpulaceae. The transcript is spliced from 9 exons. Gene Ontology annotation, molecular function: ATP-dependent protein folding chaperone; ATP hydrolysis activity; misfolded protein binding. The record is from RefSeq and is a predicted model, not a curated record. Gene Ontology annotation, biological process: cellular response to unfolded protein; protein refolding; vesicle-mediated transport. Gene Ontology annotation, cellular component: plasma membrane; cytoplasm; nucleus. Bases 85 to 1923 code for a protein of 612 amino acids.